Molecule: messenger RNA, 1126 nt
Organism: Panicum virgatum (switchgrass)
Lineage: Eukaryota; Viridiplantae; Streptophyta; Magnoliopsida; Poales; Poaceae
Product: myb-related protein 308-like
Exons: 2
Coding region: 164-925 (253 amino acids)
Source: RefSeq, a predicted model, not a curated record
ACCUAACCAGCAAAUGAGCAGAUCCAUCCCUAGGGCUUCGCAAGGGUUGUCAAUUGGGCCCUCUUUCUCGCUCAUCCUAGCUCAUAUAGGCAUCUCUCUCUCAACACUCACCACCAGACAUCUGCAACACUAAGUGUUGCGAUCGAGAAGCAUCGGAUCGGACAUGGGGAGGUCACCGUGCUGCGAGAAGGCUCACACGAACAAGGGCGCCUGGACCAAGGAGGAGGACCAACGCCUCGUCGCCUACAUCAAGGCCCACGGCGAGGGCAGCUGGAGGUCGCUUCCCAAGGCGGCGGGGCUGUUGCGCUGCGGCAAGAGCUGCCGGCUGCGGUGGAUCAACUACCUGCGGCCUGACCUCAAGCGCGGCAACUUCACAGAGGAGGAAGACGACAUCAUCAUCAAGCUCCACGGCCUCCUCGGAAACAAGUGGUCUCAGAUAGCCGGGCGGCUGCCGGGCCGUACUGACAACGAGAUCAAGAACUACUGGAACACGCACAUCAAGCGCAAGCUCCUUGCCCGGGGUAUCGACCCGCAAACGCACCGCCCGCUUAGCGUCGCCGCCGCUGCAGGACCAGAACGACCAGGCACCAACAGCCACCAGGACCACCUGGCGGCGAGGUCGAGCUGCUCCCCGGAGACCAGCUGCGCCGGUCGCAGCAGCGACCACGACAGCGGCGUGUCCGCGCCGCGCCUUGGCUGCUGUAUCGACCUCAACCUGUCCAUAAGCCAGCCGAGUCAGCCGUCCUUACCAUCUUCGUCGCCGCUGCCGGUGAAGCAAGAUGCAGAAGCAACAAACAGCGCGAUGGCAGUGGUUGUAUCCAGGGCUACAGUGAGUACAAGCUACUCAGAUGGGAAGAACAUAUGUUUGUGCUUGAAUCGCCUGGGCUUGCAACGAGGUGACGGGUGCACCUGCAGCCAUGUUUAGCUUCUCUUCUUCAUCCAACAUUCCAUCCUGCAGGGCGGGAGAUCAACAGUUAGUACUCACGUGGUUACGACUGGGCUCAAAGAGAAAGAGAAAAAGAUGUUGAAAUCUGUGUUUGCUGGAGCAUUGUGAUUUGAUUUUGAGGAAGUCGAACGGUCUGCUCCCUGUUCCAUUAAUUUUUGUAGUUAAGCAUCGUUGCUGGCU